Messenger RNA from Caenorhabditis elegans, 1280 nucleotides. It is a transcript of the gene lin-39, whose product is annotated as Homeobox protein lin-39. Gene Ontology annotation, cellular component: nucleus. The transcript has 6 exons. NCBI's taxonomy places the organism in Eukaryota, Metazoa, Nematoda, Chromadorea, Rhabditida, Rhabditidae. Gene Ontology annotation, biological process: positive regulation of mesodermal cell fate specification; regulation of DNA-templated transcription; anterior/posterior pattern specification. The coding region runs from base 44 to 805 and encodes 253 amino acids. The record is from RefSeq and is marked reviewed. Gene Ontology annotation, molecular function: DNA-binding transcription factor activity, RNA polymerase II-specific; DNA-binding transcription factor activity; cis-regulatory region sequence-specific DNA binding.
AUAGAAUUUUGGCAACAUUUUUUUACGACCUUCUAGAAUUAAGAUGACCACAUCAACAUCACCGUCAUCCACAGAUGCACCGAGAGCUACAGCUCCUGAAUCAAGCUCUUCGUCUUCAUCCUCAUCUUCUUCAUCAUCAUCCACAUCUUCUGUGGGUGCAUCUGGAAUUCCAUCAUCUUCUGAAUUAUCGAGUACAAUUGGAUAUGAUCCAAUGACAGCGUCUGCUGCACUUUCUGCUCAUUUUGGAAGUUAUUAUGAUCCGACUAGUUCUUCUCAAAUUGCUUCAUAUUUUGCCUCAAGUCAAGGACUGGGAGGUCCUCAAUAUCCAAUACUCGGAGAUCAGUCACUAUGCUAUAAUCCAUCAGUAACAAGUACCCAUCACGACUGGAAGCACCUGGAAGGAGACGAUGAUGAUGAUAAGGAUGAUGACAAGAAAGGCAUCAGUGGUGAUGACGAUGAUAUGGAUAAGAAUUCAGGCGGUGCAGUGUAUCCAUGGAUGACACGUGUUCAUUCAACUACAGGAGGUUCACGCGGCGAGAAGCGACAACGAACAGCAUACACAAGGAAUCAAGUAUUAGAGCUGGAAAAGGAAUUUCAUACACACAAAUAUCUGACGAGGAAGCGUAGAAUUGAAGUAGCUCAUUCAUUGAUGCUUACCGAAAGACAAGUCAAAAUUUGGUUUCAAAAUCGACGAAUGAAGCACAAAAAAGAAAAUAAGGAUAAACCAAUGACACCUCCGAUGAUGCCAUUUGGUGCAAAUCUACCAUUCGGUCCAUUCCGGUUCCCACUUUUCAAUCAAUUCUAGUUACUUGCCAUUUUAUAUUUUGAGAUCUUUUUGAAUUUUCCUGACUUUGAAAAUUAUCGUUAUCACACAUUUCUCGCCCCUUCCUUUCUCAUGAUUUUUCGCUUUAUUUUCUCUGUGUCUCUCACUUUUCCACACACACUCUCCCUCCUCUGACUCUCUUUAUCAGCUUUACCAUACCCGUAAUAAACGAAUCCAGGGUUCCCCCGUUCCUUCUCGAGCUGAACUUCUUAUCUAUUUUCCUUCCACACAAACAGAGUAAUGCUGGCAAACUUUGCCCCUUUGCAAUGUUUUUUUUUUCUGAUUAUAAAAGUUCUCUGAAAAUCUGAAAAUCUUCCCCAAAUUGUGAUCUGAUCUUCCAAUCUUCCAAUUUUUACAAUUCCCAUUUUUCUUCCAUCCACCUGCUUAUUUCUUUUUAUCAUUUUUUUGUAAUAAAUUUGCUUUUUUCAAAGGAAAAAUAAUAGAUUAAUUUUGUGUA